AUAGCCGCACUGCUCUAACGCCAUUGGUCUCUUGUAUCUGUUGACGCAAAGUCGGUGCAGAAGGGUUUUUAGAUUAAAUUGAUGAAUAGAUGAGGUGAAAAAUAUGCAAUUAGUGUUCGAAGAGUGCACACAAAACUCCUGCAUGUACCCAGCACAUAAAGUGCAAAAAAAAAGGGAAUAGAGAAGCCGACGACAAGCAGCAGAAUUUGUAGUACUACAAAACCAACAAGAACAGCAGCUAAAGUGGCCGGGUGACACCUCGCGUAAAUUGCAACAAACGACGAGGAGAAGCGCAGCGCAAAUUGCUCAUGCGCGAUAUGGCCGACUUAGAUGCAGUACAUCUCGGCUUGGACGAGAACGAGGCGGACAUUGCCGAGGAGCUGCAGGACUUUGAUUCGUUUGACACACGCAGUGAAGCUUCUAAAUCCCGAGCUGGCUCCAUGGCCUCCGAUUCGGAGCCGAGCAUUAGUUCGGUGAGCACGGCUCCCUCGUCCACCAGGAGCAGCAGCAAACGUGCCAGUAAAUCCAAAAGUGGCAGCAAUAACAAAUCCGUCAAAGAUUCCUCGUCUUCUGGCAAAUCAACGAAUGCGAAUACAGCUAAAGCCAGCACAAGCAAGGGCAGCAGCAGCAGCAAAUCUUCGAAGAAGCCUUCAAAGCGUUCCGCUUCGCCCGGCGAUCUCAAUGGCAAGAAGAAAAAGUCCAGCCACAGCAGCAGCGGCAGCGAAUCCUCAAAGUCCAAGUCGAAAGCGCUCGACGCAGAUGACAAGUCCAACUGCAAGUCGCAGGAUGGCCAGGAGCCCGAGACGAGCAACAAAAAGUCGCGCGAAAGAAGCAAGAAAAACCACAACAGCAGCAGCAGCAGUAACAAUAACAGCGCCAGCACUUCAGCAGCAGCUGCUGCCGCUGCUCUCGCGGAUACGGGCAACAAGAGCGAUCUGAGCGAUGCGGAGGAUGAGAAGCCUAAACUGCUGCCCGUCUUGGAGUCGGACAGUGAGUCCUCUGAUUCGGAUUCGGGUACACAGCACAAACGCAAUGGCAGCACUCGCGGCAAGGCGGCGGCGUCCUUAGCGCAAAACAGCUCAAAGGACUCCACGCCCGAGAAGGAAGCCCAGAAAUCCUAUGACUAUAUGACGAAGCUAAACUAUCUGUUCCGCGACACACGAUUCUUUCUGAUCAAGUCCAACAACAUUGACAAUGUGCAGCUGUCCAAGAACAAGAACGUUUGGGCCACUCUGCCCCAGAACGAUGCCAAUCUGACGCAGGCCUUCAAGGAAGCACGCAAUGUCCUGCUCAUCUUCUCCGUUAACGAGAGCGGCAAAUUCUCGGGAUUUGCGCGAAUGUCGACGUCAUCGCGACGGGAAAUACCGCAGGUGGCCUGGGUGCUGCCGCCAAGUAUAUCAUCCAAGGCGCUGGGCGGUGUCAUCGAGCUGGAUUGGAUCUGUCGCAAGGAGUUGCCGUUUAACACGACACUGCAUCUGCACAAUUCGUGGAACGAGGGCAAACCGGUGAAGAUUGGUCGCGAUGGCCAGGAGAUCGAGCCGAAAAUUGGCGCCGAAUUGUGUCGCCUGUUUCCCGAAGACGAUGAGAUCGAAUUGACGCCCAUCUUACGCAAGUCGAAGGAGACGGCACGUGUGAUGCGCGAGAAGGGCAUCCAUGUGAUCUACAAGGCGCCGCGCAGUCUCUCCACCCGUGGACAUGGCGGUGGGCGUGGCAACAAUCAGCUGGGACCGAUGCGACAUCGACGCAGCUAUGGCCACAAUGCCCCCCAUCAUCAUCACCAGCAUCAGCAGCAGCGACCCUAUCAUCGGCAUCAUCAUCAUCAUCAUCAUGGUAUGGGCAUGGGCAUGCCAGGUGGUGGUGGCGGAGGUGGUGGCGGCGGUGGUGGAUUUAAGCGCAAUGGUUCACCCUAUCGCCAAAUGGCUGGCGGUUCAGGUUCCGCUUCAGCUGAGAUGAACUCACCGGGUUGGGAGCGUUACAUGUCCUCGGCGGACAUGGCCAAAGCGUACAUGGCCGACUAUUUUCGCAAUAUGCACGGCCAGCUGCCGCCACUACCGUUCGCGCCACCCUUUGGUCAGAUGCCAAUGCCGUCGUCGGCAGCAGGAGCUGCUGGCGCUCUGCUACCCGGAGCACCGGCAUCGAUGUACGAACAAUUGCCGCCACCGGUGCGGUACUAUGAUGGACCGGGUGCACCACCGUUGCCGGAUUAUCCGCCGCCGCAGCCGAUGCGACCACCGCCGCCGGGUUUCGAUAAGGCACCGAGCUAUGAGGAUUUUGCGGCCUGGAAGAAUGCCGGUUUGCCAACGGUGGCAACACCGCCCGGCUUUCCCAAUGUGUACGCCAACAAUGGUGGUGGUGGCGGGGGCAGCGGCAGCGGCAGCCUUGCAACAAGUGGCGCCGUCGGAGGUGCAACGCUGCCCAGCAUCAAUGCCGGCAAUCGGGGGGAGAAUGGCAACGGAUCCGGGCUAGGCGGUCGUCGGCGCGAUUAUGGCGGUGGCAAUCGCAGCGGCGGCGGAGGCGGAUCCUCGCGACAAUUUCGUGGCGAUCGCGGUGGCGGUCGCAGCUAUCGGGAUGGCGGCAGGCGUUGAAUCUGUGUAUCGAUUUUGAGUAUUCUGUUUAACACACACACACACCCGGGUCUCUAUUCUCGAUCAAAAUAAGUGCGCGAAAAGUAUCCAAUCCCCCACCCCCAAAAAAAUCCUCCUACCCCCCGGCAACUUCCCCCAACACACUCUCUCUCCAUGCUGAGAGUGUCGCGUGUGAAUCGAAGCAGAUGUCUUCAAAAAUGCAAUGCAAAAAAGAAAAAGAAAAUGAAAAUCGUAAAAAUUAAUCUAAGUGCAGCAGCAGCAGCUGGAAUUAAGCAGCGCAAAUAAUCGUUAUCAGCAAAUCAAAUUCAAUCCAAUCCAAGUAUGAACGAAUAACUAUUUCGUCUCUUAUACAACAACAACAACACUCCAACUCUCUUUCCCCUCUCUUUGUCUCUCACAGUCUCUUGUCUCUCUCUCUCUCUCUCUCUUUUGCUUAGCCUAUUUGUCAUGCGAGAAGUUUUAUAUGAUUUAAACAAACUUACAAAAUAAGCAAAUUACACAACUACAACAAAAAUCAUAUAUUAAUAAUAUUAAAAAUACAAAAAAGAGAGAAAAAAAAAAUAUACCAAGCA
Messenger RNA from Drosophila grimshawi, 3157 nucleotides. It is a transcript of the gene Ythdc1, whose product is annotated as YTH domain-containing protein 1. The transcript has 3 exons. NCBI's taxonomy places the organism in Eukaryota, Metazoa, Arthropoda, Insecta, Diptera, Drosophilidae. The record is from RefSeq and is a predicted model, not a curated record. The coding region runs from base 309 to 2585 and encodes 758 amino acids. Gene Ontology annotation, molecular function: N6-methyladenosine-containing RNA reader activity; mRNA binding. Gene Ontology annotation, cellular component: nucleoplasm. Gene Ontology annotation, biological process: regulation of alternative mRNA splicing, via spliceosome; mRNA splicing, via spliceosome.